AAGAUUAUCAGAAAAUCUACGAUAGGAGCUGUCAUAAAAUUGCAACACUGUUUGGUAAAAAAAAUACAAAACAUUAAAGAGUGAGCGAAGCAGCAAACAAUUGCCGAUGAUUUUAACCAAUAGUCAAAUGGGCCAAAAGAUAACAAAAAUCCCCGCUUCAUAGCCAACACGUAAAUGUAGAAUACAAAAAGUAGAGCACUUGUUGGAGAUAAUACAAUAUUCCAAGAAAAUGAUAUGAUAAUAAAUAAAAAUUGUAAAUAAACUGACUACAUAUGAAGAGGAGCCAGCAUUAAAGAGUUCAUUACAGUCAAAUUGUGUCCAUAGGCAUACUCGCAGCGCGUUUAGUGUUUAAUAAUCGAAAUAAACGAAAUUUAAUUUACAAUUUCAACACGUUAAAGUGUUAAAAGUUUUUAGUUGCGCUACUAAUUUAACCUACAAAAACGCAUACGCCAUGUCAGAUUUCAGCAAGAAUCCUCCGGCAUAUGCACAACCUGGCUAUACGCCUGCGCAAACAUAUCAACCGCCACCAACCACCGAAACAGUGAUCAUACAAACAACGAAUCCACCAUUCGUGGCCGUUAGCAAUGAGCCGACACGCCUCACUUGUCCUUCCUGCCACGCCCAAGUGUUGACCAACGUUACCCAUCAGGCGACGAGCCGUACACAUUGCUGGGCUUUGGUGCUGUGCCUCUUAUUUUGCUGGCCUUGCGUGUGUGUACCCUACUGCAUGGACUCCUGCCAGAAUGCGAAUCACUAUUGUCCCAAUUGCAAUGCAUACAUUGGCACAUACGCAAACUAACUGUAUAAAUCAACCAAAGCGCAGAAACCCCCAAACUAAAGUAAAACCAAACACAAAUGAAGCCGCCUAUUUUCCAAAAAAUAAAACCAAAGCGUCGAAGCGACAAAAAAUAACUGUUUUUCUUGAAUCAACGAAUGAAGCGAUAAGAAGCCACUAAAGUGUUUGGAUGCAAAUAAAUGGAGCAUAAUUGAUAAAUAAACGCGUUUACUUAAAUAUUUUUACUGUAAUAAAUAUAUAAAUAUAUAUACUUACAAUACAUAUGUACAUGCAACAUGUAUCUGUAUUUGUGUUGUAGAAAAAAGUGGUGAGAAUGAAAUUUCUGAAUUAAAUUUUGAACUAAAAUUGCUAAUGUAAAGAGUUGCAUUAUAUUCCAGAUUUCUAUGCUAUAGUAUUUUCAUAAGAUAAUGUAAAAAAUUGUACUUUAUAAAGAGUAAUAAAUAUACACACACAAACAUACAUACUUUGUUAACGACGAUGAAAAGCAUUUAAUGAGAAAUAUAUAUAGUACUAUAUGCACGUACACAUGCACAUGUGUGUGUGUAUGUGAUAUACGGAAAAAAUAAA
Zeugodacus cucurbitae (melon fly) is the source of this 1363-nucleotide messenger RNA. RefSeq names its product lipopolysaccharide-induced tumor necrosis factor-alpha factor homolog. The transcript has 2 exons. The record is from RefSeq and is a predicted model, not a curated record. Gene Ontology annotation, molecular function: zinc ion binding. The coding region runs from base 452 to 799 and encodes 115 amino acids. NCBI's taxonomy places the organism in Eukaryota, Metazoa, Arthropoda, Insecta, Diptera, Tephritidae.